This is a messenger RNA of Clarias gariepinus (North African catfish), 1049 nucleotides long. RefSeq names its product POP5 homolog, ribonuclease P/MRP subunit (gene pop5). Gene Ontology annotation, biological process: tRNA 5'-leader removal. The record is from RefSeq and is a predicted model, not a curated record. The transcript is spliced from 4 exons. Bases 54 to 581 code for a protein of 175 amino acids. Lineage: Eukaryota; Metazoa; Chordata; Actinopteri; Siluriformes; Clariidae. Gene Ontology annotation, cellular component: ribonuclease P complex. Gene Ontology annotation, molecular function: ribonuclease P RNA binding.
UGAGUUGAGCUGUGUUUGGGCUGUGGAGGACACACACGUGGGGAGACUUAAGAAUGGUGCGGAUUAAAGCCAGGUAUCUGCUGUGUGAGGUGUGUGUGUCGGACUCGAGCAGUUUGCGGUUGUUGGAGGAGAAGGCGGUGUAUCAGGCGGUGAGGGCGGCGGUGAUUAAAGCGCAUGGAGAGUACGGAGCCGCUCUCUUCAGCAUCGGGUCUACAGUGACGUACCUGAACGCGUACACCGGUGUGGUGAUCCUGCGCUUCCGGAAAGCUCACUAUCAGCUCCUGUGGUCUGCUCUGCCCUUCAUCACCAACAUAUUCAGCCACGGUCAGAAAGUGCAGUGCUUCUUCAACUGCAUACACGUCGGGGGUACCAUCAGAACGUGUCAGAAGUUCCUCGUGCGAUACGGGAGACAGCAGCUGUGCCGAAUGCUGCCGCACUGUAAGACUGAGGCUGAAAAACAGGAGGUGAGGAGAGCUGUGUUGAGCUGCUCACUCAAAAAGUUAAGAGUGGAUGGCGAUGAUGAAGAGGAGGAAGACGGUGAUGAAGGUGGUGCUGAUGAUGGUGAAGCGGCAGGAACCUGAUUAUUCAUCACACCAGAGACGUGCAGAGACACGCUUUUCUGUAUAAUUAUAAUUUAAAGCCCCAACCAGGUCAAGUUUCAGUUCUCUGUUAAGCCUCAGUGUUUAUUCCGGACACUUGGAAUCUUUCUGGAGGCAAAUACCUACUGUAAAGACACAUCUUAUCAUAUAUUUGAUGUAAAAUAACUUUCUUUCCAUGAAUGUAAUAAGCUUGUUAUUAUGUUAUUAUAAUAUAUCCUCUGCCUCAUCUGGACUGACUGAUGAAGUUUCUUAUUUUGUUGUAAAUACUGCUGCAUAAUAAUAAUAAUAAUAAAAAGAAAAACAGCAUGGUCGUUAGAAACAUUAUAAUCAAUACAUGAUCAUGAAACGUGGAAUGUAAUAUGAAUUACCACCAAAUAUUAUAACGCAAUAAUAACACGUUAAGAACAACAUACCCGUUUUGGUUCCAUUCAUGUUAUUUUUUUAUCCCAC